Molecule: messenger RNA, 516 nt
Organism: Entamoeba nuttalli P19
Lineage: Eukaryota; Evosea; Mastigamoebida; Endamoebidae
Product: zinc finger domain containing protein
Exons: 1
Biological process (GO): ubiquitin-dependent protein catabolic process
Cellular component (GO): endoplasmic reticulum
Molecular function (GO): ubiquitin protein ligase activity; ubiquitin-like protein conjugating enzyme binding
Source: RefSeq, a predicted model, not a curated record
AAAACGAAAGGUGUAGAAAAAUCAACGAAAGAAACGGAGCAAAACCAAUUUGAAUGUUUAAUUUGUCUUGACACAGCACAAAAUGCAGUUGUUACACAAUGUGGACAUAUGUUUUGUUGGGAAUGUUUACGAGAAUGGCUUACUCGACAAGAGACAUGCCCUAUUUGUAAAUCAAAAGUUACAGUUGAUUCAGUUAUUCCAAUAUACAAUUCUACAACCACAAAUGACCCACGUGGAGCACCUCGUCCUCAAGGACAUUAUACUCAACCACCACCUGCUCCUCAACCAAACCCAUUUUUACCAUUUUUUCCUGGUGGAGUUGGCGGGAAUAUCGCAACUUUUGCCAUUGGAUUUGGAUUUCCUGGGAUGUUGAAUGUUAAUGUUUUUGGAGGUAAUGUGCCUCAAGAACAAUUAACACCAGAACAAAUACAACAAAGAAAAUUCCAAAAAUACCUUAUUUUAGCAUUUGCUCUACUUCCAUUAGUAAUUCGAAUUAUCGCAUUCUUAUUCUGUUAA